This is a messenger RNA of Aspergillus luchuensis, 1590 nucleotides long. Its product is annotated as carboxylesterase/lipase family protein. The record is from RefSeq and is a predicted model, not a curated record. The transcript has a single exon. Lineage: Eukaryota; Fungi; Ascomycota; Eurotiomycetes; Eurotiales; Aspergillaceae. The coding region runs from base 1 to 1590 and encodes 529 amino acids.
AUGCUCCGCAAUACUCUCCCCACGCUUUUGGGCCUGGCAUCCGUUUCUUCCGCUGCGCUUUACGAAACCAAGAUUGAGACCAAAUAUGGCUCGGUCCAGGGUUAUCCGGCUUUCAACAGCAGCAAUACCGGUAACCUGACGCACUGGAAAGACAUCACUGUGUGGAAGGGCAUUCCGUUUGCUGCGACUACCGGAGGUGCCAAUCGUUGGAAAGCACCGCAGCCCGCAAGUCCAUGGAACGGAACGCUCGACGCGCGCAACUGGGGCCCUGUCUGCCCUUCCGCUACGACCGGAGACAACAGUUACACCAUUAACGAGGAUUGUCUCAAUUUGAACAUUUGGAGUCCGGCCAACUCUACCGACGCCAAGCUGCCUGUGGUCAUGUGGAGUUAUCCCGCCGAGUCAACUGCGGCAGAUCCUCUCUUCGACGGCGGUGGUAUGGCUGACAAGGGGAUCGUCUUUGUCAAUUACAACUACCGGACUGGGCCUUUCGGAUGGCUUGCCCACUCUGAGCUCUCGGAAGAAUUUGAGAAGGUGACUGGGUCCAACAGCUCAGGUAACUGGGGAAUGCUAGAUCAGUUCGCUGCUUUGAAAUGGAUUCAUGCCAAUAUUGAGGCCUUUGGUGGUGAUCCGAACCAGAUUACAAUCCAAGGUCAAUCGGCAGGCUCUGCAGCUACCCAGCAUAUGCUCUACAGCAACUUGACCAAGGGGCUGAUUGUUGGUGCCAUCAUUGAGAGUGGUGUUCGUGACCCCCAUGACCCCCUUUGCACCAGCCUUGCCGAAGCUUAUACCACGCUGGCUGAUGCGCUGGAUGAUGGCAAUACCUACCUCUCGAACCUAGGAGUGUCCAGUAUCGCUGAAGCCCGUAACCUCAGCAUGGAGGCAUUGAUUGACGGAGCGACUGGGUCCACUCGCGAAGAUACCCUCAUGUUCGAGGCAGUCCUUGAUUAUUACGCCAUGCCGGAUACCUACCUCAACAUCUUGAAGAAGGGCCUUGCUCACGACGUCCCCGUCAUCACCGGUAACAACAAGGACGAGAAUGGCGCUACCUACGGCCUCGACAUCUCACUCGCGGAGUACCUUGAGGACCUCAACGAAACCUACAGUGGGGAGUGGGUUGAGCGGUUCUUUGAUCUCUAUCCGGCCAAUGACUCGACGACCGCUUCAGGCGCAUACAACUCUAUGUUCACCGACCGCUCCAAGGUGGGCACCUGGCUCUGGACCCAGAUGUGGUACACCAAGAAGAGCAGCCCGGUUUGGAACUACUUCUGGGACCACGCUCCCCCUGGCCAGAGCUCUGGCGCUUAUCACGAGUCGGAAAUCAACUAUGUAUUGAACAAUCUCUAUGCCACCGACAAACCCUGGACUGCCGAGGAUUAUGCCAUCGCCAAGAAUAUGAACGACUACUGGGCCAGCUUUAUCAAGACCAGAAACCCCAAUACUCAAGCCGAAGGUGCUACCGAGUGGCCCGCAGUGAACACCUCCAAGCUGGUGCAGCAUGUCGGCGAUGGAUGGGGUCAGAUCCCAAUUGCCUGGAGCAAGAAGGUCAAGCUUUUUGAGGAUUGGUUUGCCACCCUUGUGGCAUACUAA